AGCAGCUGAAGGAGGUGAAGGGGACCUGCGGCACCUGCUGAAGCUGCACCGCACCGAGAUCGCCAUGGCGGUGGACGACGUCUUCCCGCUGCUGCACGGCCUGGCCGACCAUGACGUUGUCCCUGAGCAUGUCUUCAAGGAGACGCUGAGCUGGACGGAGCGCGAGGGCUCCCACCGUGCUUUCCACGCGCUGCUCACUUGGCUGCUGAGCCGUGACGCUGCCGUCAUCCGCGAUUUCUGGGCUGUGCUCUUCAAGGACUACAACCUGGAGCGGUACAGCCGCCUCCGGCCCCUUCGCGGCACCUUCCCCAGAGAGGUGGAGCUGGGGCGGCAGCGCCGCAGCAGGCGUCUCUCCCCGAGCCCCAUGGUGCCAGCCCCGCACAGACCCCACGGCAAGAGGAAAGCCCCCGAGGAGAGGGACGGGGCUCGAGCGGCACAGCCCUCCCCACGGCACACAGCCAGCCCCGGGCCCCCACCGAAGGCGAGGACUGUGAAGAAGUCAGAGGGCGCAGAUGCCCCUCGUGGGCCUCGUGCCGCCGCCCUCCAGGCGGUGGCCACCUCGGUGCAGAGAGCGGUGGCCAUGGCGGGCAGCGAGGUGCCCGUCACACGCGGGGCCAUCGAGGGCAUCCUCAUCAAACACGUGCUGGAGCCAGGCAGCUCCAAAGUGGGCAGCAAAGCUGGGGAUGAGCUCUAUGCCCCGACCGCCUGUGAGGAGCUGGGAGCCAGGAGCAGAAGCUGCAGCCUGAAGCCCCCUGCCCGGCCCAAGGCAUCCCAGAGCAGCAGGGAGCCCCAGCUGCACCCCCAGGACCGGCUGCCAGCACCCACCGUGCACAGCCAGGACCUUGUGCCCAACCAGGAGAAUGAGGACGAGUGCGCAGUGUGCGGUGACGGCGGCGAGCUCAUCUGCUGCGACGGCUGCCCCAGGGCCUUCCACCUCGCCUGCCUGGUGCCCCCGCUGCCUCGCGUCCCCAGUGGGAUGUGGCGCUGUGCCUCCUGCACGGCGAGCGUGGCCGAACCAGGUGGGCAGCGGGAGGUGGAUGUGGCUGCGGAGCGACCCUCCAACAUCCCAGGAGAGGAGGCUGGCGGUGCCCGGUGCGGCAGAGGUGAUGGGGGUGUCUGUGGCCGCUGCUUCACCCGGAUCCCCGCACCGCGGCAGUGCCCUGCGCCUGGUGCAGACCCCAGGUGA
Molecule: messenger RNA, 1186 nt
Organism: Cuculus canorus (common cuckoo)
Lineage: Eukaryota; Metazoa; Chordata; Aves; Cuculiformes; Cuculidae
Product: autoimmune regulator
Exons: 10
Coding region: 65-1186 (373 amino acids)
Biological process (GO): humoral immune response; regulation of transcription by RNA polymerase II
Cellular component (GO): cytoplasm; nucleus
Molecular function (GO): translation regulator activity; DNA-binding transcription factor activity, RNA polymerase II-specific; DNA binding
Source: RefSeq, a predicted model, not a curated record